GGCGGCCGCGCCCGCCCGGCCCGCGCCCAUGCAGGCCAUCAAGUGCGUGGUGGUCGGCGACGGCGCCGUGGGGAAGACCUGCCUGCUGAUCAGCUACACCACCAACGCCUUCCCGGGAGAGUACAUCCCCACCGUCUUUGACAACUACUCGGCCAAUGUGAUGGUGGAUGGGAAGCCGGUCAACCUGGGGCUGUGGGACACCGCCGGGCAGGAAGACUACGACCGGCUCCGGCCGCUCUCCUACCCUCAGACCGACGUCUUCCUGAUCUGUUUCUCCCUGGUGAGCCCAGCCUCCUUUGAGAAUGUCCGAGCCAAGUGGUACCCGGAGGUGCGGCAUCACUGCCCCCACACGCCCAUCCUCCUGGUGGGCACCAAGCUGGACCUGCGGGACGACAAGGACACCAUCGAGCGGCUGCGGGACAAGAAGCUGGCGCCCAUCACGUACCCUCAGGGCCUGGCCAUGGCCCGGGAGAUCGGUUCCGUCAAGUACCUGGAGUGCUCGGCCCUGACUCAGCGGGGCCUGAAGACAGUGUUCGACGAGGCCAUUCGGGCAGUGCUUUGCCCACCCCCCAUGAAAAAGCCAGGGAAGAAGUGCACAGUCUUCUAGAGCCCGGGCCGGAGGCAGCCCCGCCCCCGCCCCGCCGUGUCUGCUGU
Messenger RNA from Pteronotus mesoamericanus, 654 nucleotides. It is a transcript of the gene RAC3, whose product is annotated as Rac family small GTPase 3. Gene Ontology annotation, cellular component: cytoskeleton; neuron projection; cytoplasmic vesicle. The coding region runs from base 29 to 607 and encodes 192 amino acids. The record is from RefSeq and is a predicted model, not a curated record. Lineage: Eukaryota; Metazoa; Chordata; Mammalia; Chiroptera; Mormoopidae. The transcript is spliced from 6 exons. Gene Ontology annotation, molecular function: protein kinase binding; GTPase activity; GTP binding. Gene Ontology annotation, biological process: motor neuron axon guidance; cortical cytoskeleton organization; small GTPase-mediated signal transduction.